Molecule: messenger RNA, 1263 nt
Organism: Mollisia scopiformis
Lineage: Eukaryota; Fungi; Ascomycota; Leotiomycetes; Helotiales; Mollisiaceae
Exons: 2
Coding region: 1-1263 (420 amino acids)
Source: RefSeq, a predicted model, not a curated record
AUGGACAACAAUGGAACAGUAACAACAACGUCGAAUAAGGAAACGAAAUUAGACGAGGAGUCGCAAGAUAUUCCUUGGUCGAGUCUUCAAGAGCAGUAUGACUACGAUCCCUCCCCGGCUGUUCUUGGGCAAAGGCCGAACAAGUUUGAGAGGCUGGAUCGUCGGCCACAAGAGGGAUAUCAUCCUGUUUCCUUUUCAGAACCAUCAGAGUUGGAGAAGCAUGAUAUGACAGAACUAGAGCCGGGGGACAUCGCGCGAUGGGUCAAUGCACCCCGAAGUAUUACUAGCACAGCGCUCUCCAUCAAGGAGCAACAAGCCGAUAAGCGACAAAGCGGACAUUUAGAAAGAUCACGAACCCAAUUGUCAACCGCUGUAGCUUUCCCACCCCAUGAAAGCGAAUUCAUAGACCUGCUCGAGAAACAUCUCAAAGCACAAGCGAAGACAAUCCUUUGCCGGCGUGAAAAGGUGGAUUCAGGUGCCGUUGCUUUUCUGAAGGAGUUCAAAGACGACACCCGACAGGCUGCAGUCCAUAUCAAUGGCCAUUUCCGCAACCGAACAUGCUCUCUCUUUCUAAUGGGCAACGUGCUUCGCAAUCUGCACCCCGGGUUGCCAUUGUACCUUCCAUCCCUAUGUGAUCCUGACACCGCAAAGAAAGAGAAAUAUCCUUCGAGGCAGGCAUUCGACCGAGGCGAUGAAACUGGAAAACAUCAACGUCGAGUCUACCUGAUAAGGGCAGUAAGGAAGGAGCUGAUUGAACCCGUAACGCUUCUGUUGAGCUACCUCGCACCUUCGACAAGCACAUCAACUCAGCCGUUACUUGUACGAUAUCGGUACACUGUCUUCCACUAUGUUGGGAGUGACCGUAGCGCAAAGGGUGGAAUGCUCUUGCGGGCAGUCGAGGCUGCAGCUCCUGAGUACUGUCGAGGAAAUCGCACUGAGCUACAUAAAGAAUUGAGCAAUCUGAAUACUACCUUUAAGGUGUACAUCCUAGCGGACUGGGAUUCUAUCCGUUCUGAGCUAAGCAAGGAAAGCGACUUUGACGAGAUUCUGAUUGCUGAAGCGAUAUGCCAAACGAUACUUCGUACCGGCUGCCUCUUUCGCCAAUCCGGUAAUCGGGGAGAGAAGAUGACUGGCUUCUUCAAGCAUCUUCAGUUAGAGGCUGGUGACGAUGAACCACUCCCCAACAAUAAUGGACUAAAUGUUCAGUCUGCUCUGGAAUCUCUAAGGUAUCCUGACAGACGGAAUACUUCUUUCUCGACUUGA